AUGUCUAUGUUUCGAAAACCCAAGAAGAUUCAGCGCCGUAUGUUUUGCGCUGAUGACGACGAGGAUGGAGAUCCGGAGCCUCCGCCGCCCCCUGUUAUUAGCUAUGAAAGGAAGGAACCCAAGGUUGCUAAAAGCACCCCAUCAUUGAGCUUCGCCGACGAAGAGGAAGAAGGUGAAGUUUUCAAGGUAAAGAAGUCUUCUCAAAGUAAGAGAUUAGCAAAACGACGUGAAAAGGAAAGAGAAAAACAGAAGCGUGAUGAUAGAACUGAUGGUGAUGAUAUCAAAUAUGACAAUAACGGAUAUGAGGAAAAGAACGACGACACAGAGAUAACACAGCGGAAGACAAAGAAGAAGAUUACCUUGGAAGGUCUUAUACUUUCUGGUCGAGAGGCGCUUGCUGCAGACGGCGAAGGUGACGUGACCAGUGGGGGGGAGGAUGACGAGGAAGAAGAUUCGCGAGGGUUCCACAAGUAUCGCGCAGAAACCGUCCGGGCCGCACUUGCCAAGCCCGGAAUACCUGACGCGGCACUCAUCCACGCAGCUCGCAAGACCAGACAGCAGGCUCGCGAACUCGGUGAUUAUUUACCGUUGAAGUCCGACUCUGCUCCUGGCUCCAGGCUGGUUCGGGACGAUGGCUCCGGUGAUGAGGACGAGGAAGAGGGCAGAAUACUCGUCAGAGGGUUGGAGAUGCCUGAUGAUAAGCCUAAACGUGGCACAGCGGCUGUAUCAGAAGAGGAAUUAGAUAGCGAAACCGAAGAGUGGGCCUCACAGCAGUUACAGAAAGCACGGCCCGCCAUAAUCGACAUCACUGGUGACGGCGCUAUAGAAGUAAACCCGUUCUCUCUGCCUGCGGCGGGCCCGCAACUGGCCGUGGCGGCGCACCUCAGGCCCCUCACCACCGACAACACCGCCCCGCCCACCUCCGCCGAGGAACUCGUCACUGCACUUCACAAACGACUGGAAGAACUACGCAUGGAGCAUUACAAAACCGAACAAACCCAUACAGACCUGCGCGAUCGACUUCUUGCCGCCGCAAGAAUGCGCGAGAGUCGAUCUGCGCGCUGCGCGGAGUUAGACGCCGCGUAUCGGCGCGCGCAGGCAAUACGCGGCUACCUCACUGACCUUAUCGAGUGUUUAGACGAAAAGAUGCCACAACUAGAAGCGCUAGAAGCGCGUGCGCUUGCGCUGCACAAGCGCCGGUGCGAGUUUCUCGUAGAACGACGGAGGGCAGAUCUACGAGAUCAGGCCCAGGACGUAUUGGCAACUGGUCGAGGGGGGAGCGCGAAGGCGGCGGAGUGCGAGGAGAAGACGCGGCGCGCGGCGGAGCGCGAGGGGCGGCGGCGCGCGCGGCGCCUGCAGCGCGAGUCGGCCGCCGCCGCCGCCGGGGCCGCGCUGCCGCACCGCGAGGGGGACUCCUCCGACGACGACCUGCCGCCCGCCGAGCUGCACCACUACGCCAACGAGAGAGACGCGAUCCGGACGGCAGCGGACGGGCUGUUCGCGGACGCGCUGCCGGCGUGGCGCUCGGUGGCGGGCGUGUGCCGGCGCAUGGCGCGCUGGCGGGCCCGCGCCGCGCAGCUCUACGCCGACGCCUACGUGGCCGACUGCCUGCCGCGCCUGCUCGCGCCCUACGUCCGCCACCAGUUGAUACUAUGGAAUCCACUGGCCGAUGAGAACAAUGAAGACUACGAGAAAAUGGAUUGGUACAAAUCUCUGCUGAUGUAUGGUGUUCGUAGCGAGAGGUCGGGCGACUCGUCGGAGUCUGGGUCGGAAGGUGAACCCGAACCCAUGGCGGUCACCGAGGAGGCCGUCAGGGACGAUCCUGACUUACUCCUUAUACCGACUUUAAUGAGCAAAGUCGUGCUUCCGAAGUUGACAGAGCUGGUGGAGUGCGCGUGGGACCCGCUGUGCGUGCGCGCGUGCGUGCGCGUGCGGCAGCUGGCGGUGCGGGUGGCGGCGCUGCCGGCGAGCCGCGCCGCGCUGCGCCGCCUCGGGGCCGCCGCCAGGGCGCGCCUGGCCGCCACGCUCGCCGCCGACGUCUUCCUGCCCGCCUUGACGCCGCAGUGA
Messenger RNA from Arctia plantaginis, 2067 nucleotides. The record is from the annotation of a GenBank genome assembly. Lineage: Eukaryota; Metazoa; Arthropoda; Insecta; Lepidoptera; Erebidae.